AUGGGUGGAAGGGACCAAGAUGAAAUGGACGAUUCAGAGCUUGAGAGCAGCUCUGAUGAUGCGCAGGAGGAAGACUUGGACUCGGCAGUCUCGGAAGACGGUGACGAUGAGGAGCCGCCCUCACGUCCUUACAUGGCUCUGCUGCAAAGCUUGAACGAGUCCAGUAACCCGAAAGCCAAGAGGCGGAAGCUGGAACAUCCAGCUUCGCCCCAGCAAGCUCCCAGCUCGCUGUCCCAUCAACGUGAGAAUGGAGAUGAUGAGGAGCCUGAAGACGUCGACAAGGCGGACGAGGAAGAGGAGCCCACUGUGGACCCCGACGAGCAACCGCAAAGUGAUUCGGAUUCCGAAGACGGAGAUGCCUCCGCAGAUCCCUUUGAUGCUCACAUCGCCCAGCCUGACAAGUCGAGCGUCGCAAAGUCGGUGCAGGCAGUCAAGGAUGGGCAGUGGACGACGAAGCGGGCGCUCAUCCAAUCAUUGCGGACAACAUUAAUGUCUCCUGGACUUGAAAGUGCAUUGGAGGUUCCUGAGAGUGUUGCACAAGUGGAUGCCCUCAAACUUAAGCAAAAGUUGAGGGAGACAGCCAGCACAAAGAUGAGCAACCUCGAUGCAAGCCAACGAGCACUCAUGCCUCUGCUCUUCGAGUAUCGAGAUGUACUGCAUUGCGACCGGACAGUGGCGAACUCCCACGGCCUUCGUCAACUAGUUUGUCUUCAUGCUCUCAACCACGCCUUCAAGACCCGAGACCGCGUCAUCAAGAACAACUACAAACUCGCCAAGGAGAGAGAAGACACAGACCUCGAGUUCCGGGACCAGGGCUUCACCCGCCCCAAAGUGUUGUUCCUCCUCCCCACCCGGAACUCGUGUACGCAAAUGGUCAACAUUAUUCGAGAACUGUGUGAGCCUGAGCAGCAGGAAAACCGCAAGCGGUUCGAGGAGUCCUAUGUCGAAAAGAGCUCCAGUUUUGGGGACGAUCGGCCUGCCGACUUUAAAAACCUGUUCGAGGGCAACGACGACGACAUGUUCCGCAUCGGCGUCAAGUUCACGCGCAAAACCAUAAAGUACUUUGCCCAAUUUUACAACUCGGACAUUCUCUUGGCCAGCCCCCUGGGUUUGCGCAUGGCCAUGGGGUCCGAGGAGGACAAGAAGAAGCCAGACUUUGACUUUUUGAGCUCGAUUGAAUUGGUCGUUGUGGAUCACGCCGACGCGCUCUUGAUGCAAAACUGGGAGCACGUCGAGUACAUCUUUGAGCACCUCAACAAGCAGCCCAAGGACGCUCACGGUUGCGACUUUAGUCGCGUGCGGCAUUGGUACCUGGAUGACAUGGCCAAGUUCUUCAGGCAAACAGUUGUCCUUUCGGCCUUUAAUACCCCCGAGCUGUCAGAGCUGGCGAGGCUGCACUGCCACAACUGGGCCGGCAGAGCGCGGCUGCAGCCUGAGUAUCCGGGGGCCAUUCUGCAGCUCGGGAUCAAGGUCAAGCAAGCGUUUUCGCGGUUCCAGUCAUCGUCUGUGGACAAUGACCCCGAUGCCCGGUUUGAGUACUUUGUCUCGGCCAUUGUUCCUACGCUCGUCAAGCGGGCCAAGGACUCGACCGGCACGCUGCUCUUCGUCCCCUCCUACCUCGACUUUGUCCGGGUGCGCAACUACUUUGCAAACUCGCCCACGGUCAGCAGCGUCACCUUUGGCGCCAUUUCCGAGUACACGGACGUGCCCGAGGCAUCGCGCGCGCGGUCGCAUUUCCUGUCGGGGCGGCAUCGCGUCCUCUUGUACACGGAGCGGGCGCAUCACUUUCGGCGCUAUCAGCUCAGGGGCGUGCACAGGGUGGUGUUCUACAGCCUGCCGGAUAACCCCAUCUUCUAUCGGGAGAUUGCGGGGGAGUAUCUGGCCAAGAGCGAACAGGACCUAAGGAUCGAGCCCGGGCAGGGGACGGUACGCGUCAUGUUCUCCAGGUAUGAUGUGAUGAAGCUGGAGAGAGUGGUGGGCUCCAAGAGGGUCGCGAAGAUGAUGCAGGAGCGAGGUGACACAUUUGACUUUGUUUGA
This is a messenger RNA of Hirsutella rhossiliensis, 2037 nucleotides long. Its product is annotated as utp25, u3 small nucleolar RNA-associated SSU processome protein 25 domain-containing protein. The coding region runs from base 1 to 2037 and encodes 678 amino acids. The transcript has 4 exons. Gene Ontology annotation, biological process: maturation of SSU-rRNA from tricistronic rRNA transcript (SSU-rRNA, 5.8S rRNA, LSU-rRNA). The record is from RefSeq and is a predicted model, not a curated record. NCBI's taxonomy places the organism in Eukaryota, Fungi, Ascomycota, Sordariomycetes, Hypocreales, Ophiocordycipitaceae. Gene Ontology annotation, molecular function: rRNA binding; U3 snoRNA binding. Gene Ontology annotation, cellular component: small-subunit processome; nucleolus.